This is a messenger RNA of Nothobranchius furzeri (turquoise killifish), 4712 nucleotides long. Lineage: Eukaryota; Metazoa; Chordata; Actinopteri; Cyprinodontiformes; Nothobranchiidae. The record is from RefSeq and is a predicted model, not a curated record.
GGCUGCUCAGUCCGUCUCGGUUUUAUAGAGCCGCUGGUCACUGACACCUCCCUCCCGCGCGCGGAGCUCAGGGUGAGUAAAUAGGCUCCACCACUUCCUAUAAACAUGUUGUCGCCCCUCAUUCUCCAGACAGAGCUACCUGGUCGGACCGUUCCGUGCUCUCUGGCGCGCUGCAGGACAACAGCAUGCUGCUGCUGCUGAGCAUCUGUGCCUUUAAAGCCUCUCUGUGAGCGCGCGCCUCUCUCAGAGUCCCCGCGGUCAGGCUCCUACAACACCGGCGCGCUCGGCGAGUCGAGUCGAGCUACUUUAACUGAAAAGUCCCUGGCUUUCCUUCUCAGCCAGACUCAUGGAAUACUAACUAUGGAAUACCUCUGGCUGCUGCUGCUUGUGUUUUUACAGCUUACCUUUCACUCAGGCAACACCAAGCCCAUUAUUUUCCCAAACGAGCCUUACCUUGUGGUCCCACUAAACCAACGCUUCAGCCUGCAUUGCCAGAGUGACAGCAGGAUUCAGUGGAGGAGAGAGGAUCGAACUAAGCAACUAAGAGCGAGUCAGGUUGAUGGGAUGUUGACAUUGGUGCAAACCAGGGCUUUGGCUCAGCACAUGGGCCGCUACAUCUGCAUGGAGGAGAGCUCCAAGGAGCAGGCGUCCAUCUACGUCUAUGUGAAAGAUCCUGAACGUCCUUUCAGGAAAGCGAUGGUGUUCAAAAUUCUUACUCGUGAGGGAGACACUUCUCCCAUCCCCUGCCUUGCAACGGAUCCGAAUAUCAGCAAUAUGAGCCUGGAAACAUGCUCCAGUGGACCGCUGGCCCCUGGUCUUCAGUAUUCUGCAAAUCUCCAGCAAGGCAUCUUAAUCCACAACAUAAAGAAGUCAUACGAAGGUUGCUACGUGUGCACAGGAAUGCUCAAGAGUCAGCGAGUCAAGUCAGACAGCUACGACCUCACAGUGACAGCAGUACCUGUUGCUCCUCCUGUGAUUGAGAUGAAGCAGUCCAGUAGAGUCGUUCUCACUCGAAACCAGAGUCUCCUGCUAACCUGCAACACCACCAACGUCAAUAAAAACAUCAACGUGAAAUGGGAGACUCCACCUGGCUCGGGUGCCGUCUGGUAUCCACAGCAACCAGCAAAGGUUGAUGGCGCUUCACGCAUCCGGAUGGAGGACUACAAUCAUGUACGCAGUGCCACACUGCAAAUAGCGGCAGUGCGCCCGCAAGAUGCUGGCAGUUACAAAUGUGAGGCUAGUAACGAAAGGGGGACCAGCACGAAGUCGGUGUGGCUCGAUGUUUAUGAAAGAGGAUUUAUCAGCUUAACCCCUGUGUACAACACCACCUUCCGUGUCCGCUCAGGUGAGAGUUUGUCCCUGAUAGUCCACAUGGAGGCAUACCCACAGCCAGACACCAUCUCCUGGAGCUUCGGGGGACAAGAGCUGAAAAACACAACUGAUCAUGUCAUCAGCAUGCACAGCAAUGGCUACAGUUGCAGCAGUGAGCUGAAGCUGGUUCGACUGAAAUCAUCAGAAGGUGGCAUUUAUACUUUUAAAGCCUCCAACAGCGACGCAUCAGCAAAUCAGACAUUCACCAUCUUUGUGAUCAGUAAGCCUGAGAUUGUAUCUCAUGAGGGCCCAGUGGAUGGACAGGUGCGCUGUGUGGCGGAAGGUUUCCCUGCCCCUCAGAUCAAAUGGUACUACUGUGAGCAGUACAUCAGGUGCUCCCUGCAGAGAAACGCCUCUCAAGAGGAGCACAAUGUCAUGACUGUCACACUGUACAGCAGCCCGUUUGGGAAGACCGAGGUGCAGAGUCAGGUGAAUGUCAACAGAGGACGAUUCAAUACCCUGGAGUGUGUGGCUACAGUGGAGGGAGAACAAGCCUAUAACCUCUUCUCUAUCAAUGAAAGAGAAGUUCCUCAUGACCUGUUCACACCUCUGCUGAUUGGCUCUGUGGCAGCUGCAUGCCUUCUCUGUCUCAUCUUGAUUGUGCUCUUCUACAAAUACAUGCAGAAACCGAAGUACCAGAUACAGUGGAAAGUCAUUGAGGGACUCCAUGGGAACAACUAUGUGUACAUUGACCCCACGCAGCUACCUUACGACCACCAGUGGGAGUUCCCGAGAAACAACUUGCGUUUUGGAAAGACGCUUGGAUCCGGUGCUUUUGGGAAGGUGGUGGAAGCCACCGCGUACGGACUCACCCAGGCAGAUUCGGUCAUGACGGUUGCUGUGAAGAUGCUCAAAUCAAGCGCUCACGCCACAGAAAAAGAAGCACUGAUGUCAGAGCUGAAGGUCCUGAGUUACUUGGGGAACCACAUAAACAUUGUCAACCUGCUGGGAGCCUGCACUGUUGGAGGUCCUACUCUGGUGAUUACAGAGUACUGCUGCUUUGGAGACCUUCUCAACUUUCUCCGCAGAAAGAGAGACUCCUUCUUCUGCUUUAAGAUGGAAAAGGAUUAUUACUACCGCAACAUCACUCAGCAGAAAUUUGCAGAUGGUGACAGCUUGAACGGCUACAUGGCCAUGAGGCCUUCUGUUACUGGCAACCCACCGAUCAGCUCAUCCUCUGAGCGGAGACACUCACCAUGCAAAGGCAAGCCAACAAGUGGCUCUUCUGUGGAAGCUGAUGCAGAGAGCGAGAUCUUGGAUGGGGAUGGUUUGUCUCUAGAUACCGAGGAUCUUCUCAGCUUCUCUUACCAAGUGGCCAAAGGAAUGGAGUUCUUAGCUUCCAAAAAUUGUAUUCACAGAGACCUUGCUGCCAGAAACAUCCUGCUGACUCAAGGAAGGGUUGCAAAAAUCUGUGACUUUGGCCUGGCCAGAGACAUCACCACAGACUCCAACUAUGUGGUGAAAGGAAACGCUCGUCUGCCAGUGAAGUGGAUGUCCCCUGAAAGCAUCUUUGAGUGUGUGUAUACAUUUGAAAGUGACAUAUGGUCCUACGGCAUCUUGCUUUGGGAGAUCUUCUCUCUGGGAAACAGUCCUUAUCCUGGUAUGCCGGUGGAUGCCAAGUUCUACAAGCUGAUAAAAGAAGGAUACAGAAUGGAUACUCCAGAGUUUGCGCCCAGCGACAUGUAUCAGAUUAUGAGUUCCUGCUGGGAUCCUGACCCGUUCCACAGACCCCCCUUCAGGAAGGUUGUAGAGAGUAUUGAGCAGCAGCUGUCAGAUGCCACCAAGCAUAUUUACCUGAACUUCAGUUCCAGGCUCCCCAUGCUGACCAGAGCGGCGGUGGAUUCCAGUUCUCAGAGCACAACAUUUCAGCCUCCCGACGCCGUCAGCAGUGACAUUUCAACACAGCCUUUACUGGUUCAGCAUGAGGUCUCCAUGGAGGGGACGUUAUCUGAAGCCCAUUGGGUGUAGAGACGCACCUCCACAACUUGUCUGGCUGCCUCAUCAAGUGCCUGUAAUGCUCCGCCUCAGACCAUCUGAUCACCACUCGCCCGCCAUCCUGGUACCAGCAGCCGUCCUCGUAACUGGCAGAGAGAACUUCCAGAAGAUGAUUGGCGUUUAUCUUUGCUGUCACUGUUGCUGCCUACUGAUCGCUGGGAGGACAUGUCAGAUCAAUGCUCCCUCGCGCUUAGCAAAGUACUGUGAAGGCAUCAGGAGGGUGGAGGAACGUUCAUCGUUGCUCUGAAACUCACAAAAGUACACCAUUACACUGUUACUUGUUUGUAUAUUUCUCAUGUUUUUAAUAUUCCUACACAUUUCAUAAAAAUGAUUUUGUUUUUUGACAGUUCAUCUGUAGCAGUUGUUUUCUGUCAAUUUCAACUAAUUUUCUAUUUACCAUUUUCCAGCGGUGGAAUUGGAAGUGUUCUCAGAUUGGUUGGUCAUGGGGUUGUUGCUUCUUCUAUUGUUUUUACCUUUAUUGUCAGUAUUAUUUCCAACAGUUCAGAUCUACACUAUUGUAAGAAGAUGAUGUCUUUGGGGGCCAAUUCAAUCUAAGAUCUGGAUAUUGGAACAUGAAGCUAUUAGCAUGGUUGACAUGUCAAGUUUCUUAGGGAAUAAAUGUGUGCUCCUUUUUAUUUUGGAUUUCAUUUCCUAAAACAAACCACUGCAUGAUUACACACAGUUGUCCUAGAACGUUGGCGUAGUUGUAGAUUAGUUCUGCUACAGUUCAUGUGCGUUAAAGUGCUGGGUCAUUCAGAUUCAAUCAGUGAAGCGUGGAAGUCUUCAUGUUCCUCUUUCUUAAGCAGGCCAUUUUCUGCAGCAACCAUUUGUUUACAAGUGUGAGAUAGGGUACUGUCAUUUCUGUUUUCUCUGCUUUUCCCCAGCUUUAUGAAGCUGUCCCAAGAAGCUUUUCAUUCUCCCUCACUUUCAGCUGGUGUACUCUCGUGUGAAUUAUUUAAUGUGCACACUUUCUCAUUAAUUAGUCAAUUGUGAUGUGAUAUGCCAUUAAGUGGAUUUCAUUUUCCCUGAGGUGACCUGGCCAGAGGAAACCAGAAGGUGUCUCCUGGUCAGGUGUUGAAAAGAGCAACAGAAGUCGUCUCAUUGUUCUCCGGCCAGUAGCUGGUUUCCUCACAGUCCCUCUCUCUUCUGUGCAUCCACUUGUUUCCUCUAACGGAAAUCAGAUUUUCAGCACCUCUCAGCCAGUAGCGUGUAUCUGUAAAUCCUCCCACUGGUGGCUGUCGUUCUGAGCAGUACAAAGAAAGUGUCCUGUUUGUACGUAGCAACGUGUGUGUGUGUGUGUGUGUGUGUGUGUGUGCGUGCGUGCGUGCGUGCGUGUGUGUGUGUGU